UUUGGGAAGCCGUUGAGGGCCGGACUCCCAGCGGGAGGGUCUGGGGCGGAGCCGGGAGAAGUCCCUCCUUCUCCGGGCCCGAAAUCUCGGCCGGGGAGGGGCGGAGCUCGGCGGAGGAUGGUCCUUUUUGCAUAACCGACCUGUGGGCGUUUAAAGGCCUUUGCACUGCCGGUUCGAGUGGACCCGUCUUCGCCAUGUACCUCGCCGUGCGCUGCGCGCUGCUGCUAGUCCUGGGCUUGCUGCUCACCUGUCCCGCGGCCCCGGCGCGCCUGGGCCCAAAGCGCCCUUCCCGACUUCGCGGUUUUUCCUGGGAUAACUGUGAUGAAGGGAAGGACCCUGCAGUGCUCAACAGCUUGACACUGGAACCUGACCCCAUUGUUGUUCCUGGGAACGUGACUGUCAGCGUUGAGGGCAAGACCAGCAUUCCCCUCACUUCUCCUCAGAAGGUGGAGCUGACUGUGGAGAAGGAAGUGGCUGGCUUCUGGGUCAAGAUUCCAUGUGUGGAACAGAUUGGCAGCUGUACCUAUGAAGAUGUCUGUGACCUGCUGAAUAAGUUGAUCCCCCCCGGGGAGACCUGCCCAGAGCCCCUGCACUCUUAUGGCCUUCCCUGCCAUUGUCCCUUCAAGGAAGGCACCUACUCACUGCCUACGAGCAGCUUCACAUUGCCUGACCUGGAGCUGCCGAGCUGGCUGAGCACCGGGAACUACCGCAUCCAGAGUAUCCUGAGCAGUGCCGGGCAGCGCCUGGCCUGCAUCCAGGUGGCUGCCUCCCUCAGGGGUAGAUAGGCAGGCAGCCACCACAGGUGUCAGCCACCUCAGAUGGCGGCCAUGCAGAAUGCCUGGUGCUCCUCUCCCUCCUCUCCCGUGAUAACACAUCCCUCACUACAAAUCACUGUGCACCAUUCCGGUGUGAGGCUGGUACAAAUCUCCUGACCUGAGGGAGGAUGGGUAAAGUGGUCUGGAGAGCCCAGGUCCUCUGCUGGGCUGCAAGCCUUCUCCCCCCAACCCCCACGACUUUCAUUCUAGAACAGCCAAGGCAUGGGAGCCCACCUGUCCAUCUGGAGUUCAAACUUGGGAGGCCUCGGCCUCCUCAAGUUCCCUUUUCCCUCCCUGCUUCUUUUUGGUCACUGAUUUAAAAACCAGAGUAACAGUAUUAACUUCUCUUUUUCUACCCCAGACCUCUCCUCCAGCAAAGGGCAGAGGUGGUUAGCCUUACUCUCUCCACCAUUCCAUGAUUAGUUUUGCAUUGUCUGUCUUCUUGGCUGGCCUAGCCAGCCUGGGGCUGGUGGGUCUUGUGGUGUAGACUCUCCUGAGGGAGUUUUUUAGGCAUGUUCCAUUUAGCUCAUUACAGACUCAGGUGCCUGCAGGCCAAGAGGAGACCGGAAGAGGAAGGAAGUUGCUUCCAGGCAUGACCUCUGCUCUCCCUCAUUUGAUUUGACUUGGAUUGGAUAGGUAUUCCAGAAACUGUUCAAAAACCAAACCAAAUAAACAAACCCAGCAUGUAUGCCCAGGUGCCAGGUGACCAGGGUCCAGGAUGUCAUGCCAGUCCUAGGGCAGCCACAGUCUAGAUGUGACCAUGUCAGAGUGCUGCCAUGUACUCUCAACAUUUUCCUCUCUUAGGCCCCAAGUCCAGAUUUUUAUAUGAAAUUUUAUAAUUUUUAACUAUUGGUAACUAAUUUUUUUUUUAUGUGCAGGCCAAAGGGGUCACAUGGACUUGUGAGGGACCUCAGGCUGGGGGCGGGGGACACUUCUCAGCCUCUGGCCUAAGACCACGUUAGUCUUCUCGCUCAAUCUGGCAUCUGGUCAAGUCCCUGGUACCUGGUGUGGAAGAAGGCUCUGCCUGCACUAGGGCAUGUCUAGGUGGUCUCUCAGCUGGGCACCAUGCCAUGGGAGUGGGCACUGCCUCUCCCACAGCUUCAGAGCCUGGAUCCAUCAGGGCACAGGGGGCUCAUGAAGAAGGGUGGGCCCCCCCAGCAACCAUCUUGUGGAGCAGGGAUCCCAUGCCCAGCUGUGUGGAUUGGCCUGCCGCCCCAUUAUUCUGUGAUAACAGUCCCUGUUCUGGGCUUGUUGGAAACCUGGAAUGGCAAUAAAUCUUUUUAACUUGUU
Messenger RNA from Nannospalax galili (Upper Galilee mountains blind mole rat), 2105 nucleotides. It is a transcript of the gene Gm2a, whose product is annotated as GM2 ganglioside activator. The record is from RefSeq and is a predicted model, not a curated record. Bases 195 to 785 code for a protein of 196 amino acids. Lineage: Eukaryota; Metazoa; Chordata; Mammalia; Rodentia; Spalacidae. Gene Ontology annotation, biological process: lipid transport; ganglioside catabolic process. Gene Ontology annotation, molecular function: lipid carrier activity; enzyme activator activity. Gene Ontology annotation, cellular component: cytoplasmic side of plasma membrane. The transcript is spliced from 4 exons.